Messenger RNA from Aspergillus candidus, 1366 nucleotides. RefSeq names its product thiamine pyrophosphokinase-related protein. NCBI's taxonomy places the organism in Eukaryota, Fungi, Ascomycota, Eurotiomycetes, Eurotiales, Aspergillaceae. The coding region runs from base 69 to 1037 and encodes 322 amino acids. The record is from RefSeq and is a predicted model, not a curated record. Gene Ontology annotation, molecular function: 8-oxo-dGDP phosphatase activity. The transcript has 2 exons.
UAUCGCGGUCCGCAUUUGGUUACCAUAUUGCAAGCAUUGACUUGUGUGCUUGUUAUUCCCUCGACGCCAUGGGUAAAUCAAACCUUGAUCUCGUUAAAGAAUGCGACAGAUUCCCGUAUUACGCGGAUGACCCCGCGUUCUACACGGCCCAUAUGCGCAACUACCAUGCCUUUAGGGUUAACGGAUGCGAUGCCAACCUAGGAUACAUGCUAAACUCCGUCGUAAAGAAGCUUGAACUGCCCGAAGGCUCCUGGGCGAUCGACUCCACCAACCAGACCGUCACGCUCAUGACUGACCGUGACGCGACACCGGAGCAACGCAGUCAACUGAUGGCCGAGACGCUCGCAGUGGCCGUGAAGCGGGAUACGUUUGAGAUAUUGCGAGGAUGGCGGAAUGAAAAAUAUCCCGUCUACGCUCCAGGCGGCAAGUUUCUCCUGGAGGUAGAACGCUCCGCAACCCCGCUUUUUGGCUUCGUGUCCUACGGCGUCCAUGCCACCUGCUAUGUGAACGACGACAACGGCUUGCGACUCUGGAUCCCUAGGCGAUCGAAGACGAAGCAGACCUACCCUGGUAUGCUGGACAAUUCGGUGGCGGGUGGGAUGAGCACAGAUGAACACCCGGGUGAAUGCCUCGUCCGCGAGGCCAUGGAGGAGGCAUCGCUUCCUGAGGAUGUCGUGCGGAAGAACUCCACGGCUGCUGGGUGUGUUACUUAUUUCUACGUUCGGAGUGCUCAGGCGGGGGGUGAGACCGACCUGUUGCAGCCUGAGGUGGAAUACAUCUACGAUCUCAAACUGAGCGCCGAUGUUGUUCCCAAGCCUUGCGACUCCGAGGUGGAGCAGUUCUACCUGAUGACCGUUGACGAAGUCCAAGCGGCUUUGGCAAAUGGAGAGUUCAAGCCUAACUGUUCCGUUGUUCUGAUCGACUUUUUCCUCCGACACGGGAUCCUGACUCCCGAGAACGAGCCCAACUUUCUGGACAUCAUCUCCAGGAUUCACCGCCGUUUGGAGUUCCCCACUGCCUCUCAUUUUGAGGGUUAGACAGCAUCCGAUAGCAAGCAAUAGACGUAUCUUCGAAACCUGCAGAAUACAACAUCCGAUAUAUUCUAUCUGAUACCCAGUCACCAAAUCUAACGCCAACGCUGCAAUAUAAAUCAUCCCAGAAAUGCAAACCGACUUUUUUUCUUUGACGACCCAUGAAGCCAAUUCAAACCAAAUAUCCACAUCGCGACACAGGAAAAAAAGUGAACGGUUGAAAUUGUAAUUAUUUCUUCAGGAGCAGAUACACGUAGUCGAUCCUCAAAGGUGCCAGCUUCUUAUAGGGGCCUUCAAGGUAGAGCAACAGACCACCGAAGGAGAUGAAAACCGCC